AUGGGCGACAGCUACGUGUAUCGAAGACUUCCUUACGCCAGGGGAGGCGACGAAGCUGAAGACGAGGAUGCGGAGGCGAGGAAUUCUGCCAGAACAAUGAUGUCCAACGAGGAGGGCACCGAGUGGCUCCUGGAGCUUCUGACGGACGUUCAGCUGCAACAGUACCUCCUGCGCAUCCGCGACGAGCUCAACGUCACGCGCCUCUCGCACUUCGACUAUGUCAAGAACGAAGACCUGGAGAAGAUCGGCAUGGGCCGGCCCGGUCAGAGAAGACUUUGGGAAGCCGUCAAAAGAAGACGAGCACUUUACAAACGCAAGUCCUGGAUGAGCAAGGUGUUUCCCGUCAAACGUCCAGACGCCGAUCAACAGCCGGCGGCGGUGUCUUUGGCGUCUGGCGGUUCCUCGUCCGGCACCGACUCCGCGGCUUCGCUCACCUGCCUCGUCCGGGAGGCCGAACUGCAGCUGUUUGAGCGCCUGGGCGACGGCACCUUUGGCGUGGUCCGCCGCGGCGAGUGGAGCGCCCCUAGCGGUCGAGUGCUAUCGGUGGCGGUCAAGUGCCUGAAGGCCGGCGUACUGGACUCUGACGGUCUAGACGACUUCAUCAGGGAGGUCAACGCCAUGCAUUCACUUAGCCACCAGAACCUGAUCCGACUUUAUGGGAUUGUGCUGACGCAGCCCAUGAAAAUGGUGACCGAGCUAGCUCCUCUGGGUUCACUGUUGGACCGGCUGAGGAAGCGUCAAGGUCACAUCCUCAUCUCCUCACUCUGCAACUACGCCGUUCAGGUGGCGUGCGGCAUGGCCUACCUGGAGCAACGGCGCUUCCUCCACCGCGACCUAGCGGCACGCAACGUGCUGCUGUCCACCAACGAGACUGUUAAAAUCGGUGACUUUGGCCUGAUGAGGGCGCUGCCGACUCACGCCGACCACUACGUCAUGGAGGAGGGCCACAAAGUCCCCUUUCCGUGGUGCGCUCCGGAGUCGUUGAAAACUCGCAGUUUUUCGCACGCGUCCGACACUUGGAUGUUCGGGGUCACUCUGUGGGAGAUGUUCACCCACGGGCAGGAGCCGUGGCCGGGCCUAAAUGGGAGUCAGAUCCUCCACAAAGUGGACGUCGAAGCGGAGCGUCUGUGCAAGCCGGACGACUGUCCUCAGGACAUCUACAAUGUCAUGCUCCAGUGCUGGAGCCCCAAACCUGAGGACCGGCCCACUUUCGUGGCCCUCAGAGACUUCCUCAUGGAGAGCACGCCAAUGGACAUGAGAGCUCUGCAGGACUCUGCGGAGGAUGACAAACUCCACAUUCAGAUGAACGACGUCAUCACCAUCAUUGAGGGAAGGGCCGAGCACUACUGGUGGCGUGGGCAGAACCGUCGAACACUGCGCGUGGGCCAGUUCCCCCGCCACGUGGUGACGGCGGUGACGGGCCUGUCGGCGGAUGACAUCAGCAGACCCUUGAAGCACUCGUUCAUUCACACCGGCCACGGGGACACCGACCCGCAUCGGAGCUGGGGCCACGCUGACCGCAUCGACAGUCUAUAUUUGGGGAACCCCAUGAACCCCCCCGAUGUUCUCGGACUAGAACCUUGCAUCUCCAGACCGACCAAACUCCCCAACCGGGCCAAGAAACAACCGCCGCCUCGUCCUCCUCAGCCUGCGGUUCUUCUCAAGAAACCCUACUACGACUCUGUGAUGGAGGACUACGACGACAACGAGGAGGAUGCCGGUUCCGGCGCUCGGGUCGGACCUAAGAGGCCGAGUUUCCCGCUGGGGCUCAAGCUCCGCCCCUGGGAGGGCGGGGCCCGGCUGGAUGCCAGCGAGGUGUCGCUCAUCGACUUCACCGACGACAGCUUCAGCUCCACUACCACGCCUUCGCCGCUCUCUGAGACCAUUCCCCUCGACCGUCACGCGCUCAAGGACACGCCCUCCAUCCUGGACUGGCCCCUCCCACAGCCCGCCUACGAUGAGGUGGCGCCGGAGUUGCACGACCAAUCGGAGGACCGGGAAGUGCUUUCCAUCAACAAGGGCGCGGUCCAAGAAGUACCAACCGCCACGUUGGUCCGCAACGAAUCGCAGUCGGCCGACCUCUUCCAGGAACUCCAGCGAGAGGUGAUGGUGAAGCUCCAGGUUCCCAUGGCGACGGGCCGAUCGCUCCCCUCCUCGCCCCUCCCCCUAGUGCCGCUCCCCCACCGGCAGAUCUACCUCCCGCCGCCCUCGCCCUCCGCAGAGCGACCCGAGCUGCCGCCCCGCAGCCCGGCCCCGCCUACUCGCCCCGCCCACCCCCGCCACAGCUCUGUCUCCCUGGAGCUGGAAGACACGCCCCCUCAGCUGCCCCCGCGGGACAGGGCCCUCUCUCAGCCUAGCUCGCGGUCCUCCUCGCCCCUGGCACCCGCGGCGGCACCGCCCCCUCUGUCGGCGUCACCCCAUCGCGGCUCGGCUUUAACGGGUCCGCUCCUGCCCCCGUCGGCGUUGGCGUCGCCCCCUAAGGUUACGUCUUUUUGCUCGCCUGGCGUCUCUUUGGACCCGCUGGCCUCCCGGGAAUCCUCGGCGAUGACGGACGGCUCCACCCGCGCCCCGUUGCCCGCGCGACCGGCUCUUCUGGAAAGAUACGGAGCCUCCAACAUGGCAGCGGUCAAACCCAUGAUUCAGCACUCCGGCCGAGCCAAGCCCAACUCCUCCUCCAAUAACAACAACGGACGAGCGUCGGAGUCUGCCGUGGCGCAAGUCCGGGAAGCCGUCCGCGGCGUUACGCUGGAUGAGUGUCAGGCCGCCUUGCAAGCUCACCGCGGGGGAGUCCAAAAAGCCAUCGACUACUUGAAGGUGGAGCAGUUGUUUCGCGUGGGCCUGAGUUCCCGACACGAGUGCGAGGCGCUCUUACGCCGCUGUCAGUGGAACCUGGAAGAAGCCGGUUCGCUCAUGCUGGACACGUACGGACCGCAUUGCAACAGGUGA
This is a messenger RNA of Nerophis lumbriciformis (worm pipefish), 2946 nucleotides long. NCBI's taxonomy places the organism in Eukaryota, Metazoa, Chordata, Actinopteri, Syngnathiformes, Syngnathidae. The record is from RefSeq and is a predicted model, not a curated record.